Molecule: messenger RNA, 4544 nt
Organism: Pomacea canaliculata
Lineage: Eukaryota; Metazoa; Mollusca; Gastropoda; Architaenioglossa; Ampullariidae
Product: protein O-GlcNAcase-like
Exons: 15
Coding region: 134-2944 (936 amino acids)
Biological process (GO): glycoprotein metabolic process
Molecular function (GO): beta-N-acetylglucosaminidase activity
Source: RefSeq, a predicted model, not a curated record
ACGCAUGCGCACUGUGAAAUUUGAAGUGAGAGACAGCCACUGUACUCACAGUUUGGCAGCUUGACAACAGAAAGAUAGGUGUAUUAUUUGGCAGGUGCCAUAAGUGUCUCAGUGGCAGUUUUCAGAGAAACUCAUGACGGGGACAGAUUCUAUACAAACGAAGAACACCGGCGAUUUUACAGUUGGAAUUGUUGAAGGGUUUUAUGGCAUGCCAUGGAGUGCCGAGCAAAGAAAAAUUCUUUUUGGAUGGAUGCAGAAGAUGGGUUUAAACACUUACAUGUAUGCUCCAAAAGAUGAUUACAAGCACAGAGCUCAUUGGAGGGACUUGUAUUCUGUGGAAGAAGCAGAUAACCUUGGAAAUCUUAUUGAAAGUGCCCAUGAACAUGGUGUGACAUUUGUUUAUGCAAUAUCACCUGGUCUAGAUAUUUCCUUCUCCAAUUCAAAAGACGUGAUGGCUUUAAAAAGAAAACUUGAGCAGGUGGCUACAUUUGGUUGUAGGGCUUUUGCACUACUUUUUGAUGACAUUGAACCAGAGUUGUCUGAGGCAGACCGUGGGGUCUUUUCAUCUUUUGCAUUUGCACAGGUGUCUGUAGCCAACGAAGUGUAUGAGUAUCUAAAUCAGCCAAAGUUUCUUUUUUGCCCUACAGAAUACUGUGCCUCAAGAGCCAUGCCUAAUGUACAGUCAUCCAUGUAUCUGAGCACUCUUGGUUCCAAACUUCUGCCUGGUAUUGAUGUCAUGUGGACAGGUUGCAAAGUGAUCAGUAAGAAGAUAACAGUGCAGACCUUGGAAGAAAUUACCAGGGUGUUGCGACGUGCACCAGUCAUAUGGGACAACAUACAUGCUAAUGACUAUGACCCAAGACGUGUCUAUUUAGGACCUUACGAUGGUCGUUCGCCAGAUAUUAUUCCAUACAUCCGUGGCGUGUUGAGCAACCCUAACUGUGAAUUUGAGAACAACUUUGUUGCUUGUCACACGCUUGGCCAGUGGAGCAAAUCCAAUCUGGAUGGAGUGAAGAAAGAUAUCUUAAAUGAGCGUCUGAGUCCAGUAGCUGCGGAUAUCAAACUUGAAACAGAGAGUGACUUGGGAUCUGAUGAUGAUAUAACUUCACACAUAGGUCAGCCCUACAAACCUAGGCGAGCACUUAAAUUAGCCAUAAGGGAUUGGUUAGAGGAGUUCAAAGUCACACGCCACCCACCCAGAAGAAAUGUGCCUUUAAACUUACCUUUACCCUUUGGUGUACCACCAGAGGUGCCUUCGGGAAUGCCAUCUAUGGCACCACCACCACCAUCCUUGUCUACCCUAUCAGCCUUGUCAACACCACUGUGUCUACCUAUUGCCAAUGGACUUCCUCCUGUCAGCAUACCAGUUCCUGACAUUGUGAAGACCUGCACCAUCACCACACCUACCACCAUCACCCCAUCAACCUCUUUAGCUUGUAGUGCUUCAGGUCAUAUGGAGAUCCUCCCUCUUAUGGUUGCCAGUUCCAGUAUUACACCUUGCCUGGAUCCUGCUUCUGGUAUUCUGGCCAGCCCAUCAAAUCUGAUCCCAUUGUCACAACCUGUCAAUGCUCUGGCACAGGACUGUUCGCCCACAGAACUGGACAAUCUCUCUGACUCCAGUACUGAAAUGGAAGCUAUGGAGUGUGUCCCAUGUUCAUCAAAUGUGACCCCUACCAUGGCUUCUGGUGCCAGCAAAGCAGACUCUGUUGAGAGCUUGAUGCAGGUGGAAGUGUGCAGUAACUGUGAUAAUAAUAAACCUGAAAAUUCUUUACCAGAGCUUGUUCCAGAUACAGUGACAAUAGACGACAUUUGCCUGUUGGUGGAUUUCUUCUAUCUGCCUUUUGAGUAUGGAUCUAAGUCUAUAUAUGUGUUAAAUUCUCUUAACUGGCUGAUUGAAAAUUUGCAUCAAGUCAAACGGAACAGGAGAGAUACUGAUGAGUUUAAGGCAUGGGAGACUCAGGCUGAUGACUUUGAAAAGGUGGUUGUUGCAACUGAUCGCUUGCUAAAGAGACUAUUUUAUUCAUCCAAUAAGUCCUUGUUGUGCAGUCUGCAUACUUACCUAUGGGAUUUAAAGAGCACCCUGUCAGUCUGUCUUGCCUACGUCAAAUGGCUUAAAAAUGGUUUGAUACCAGAUGUUUCACUGCUGCCAAGUACAAAGGUCACCACAUGGUUUUCUGAAGGCUAUAAGGAAGCCUUUGUGAGUGGAGAUAUGGAGCCCUGGGUUUUUCGAGGUGGCCUUCAGCAUGAGCUGCAACGACUGUUGCCACUAGCAACGGCUCAUGACUUGUUUUUCAUCAGACCGCCAGAUAUUAUCGUGCCUUUAACUGCACGAUUCCGACUAUAUCGCUCAGAAGAUGAGGAACAAAUAUAUGACAUCUGCCUGAAGACAUGUGAUGAUGGAAUGGAUGGAACAGAUGUGUUUCCUGAAAAUCCUAGGCUUAUUGGCGACAGGUUGGUGGGACGGUUCUUGGCACUGUCACCAGAAUUCUGCUUUGUGGUGGAGGAUGAGCAAGGUGUAUGUGGCUAUGCACUAGGUGCUCGUGAUGCCAAGGAGUUUUUGGCUUGCAGUCAGUCAUCAUGGGUGCAAGCCAUGUGUGAAAAAUAUCCGAAGCCACUCAAAGAUGACUUGUCACCAGCUGAGGAGGUGAUGAUAAGUUUCCAUGGCAAGAUGCUUGAGGUGCCAGAUGAGGUGCACAAAUGCUACCCUUCAGUCAUGCGGCUUGAUGUUCUUGCCCAUCGUAUGUGUGAUCCUGCAGUUCCUCGCCGCCUGCUGGCAUGCAUACUGUGUGCACUGAAGGCAGUAGGCUCAUAUGGUGUUCAUGUAGAACUCAAUCCUGGAGACAAGUAUAUGGCUGACUUUUAUGUUAAACUGGGCUUUGUUCCCAUUACCACUAAUGCUCAAAAUCUUUCUGAAGAGGUGGUGUACAUGGGACGUCCUUUUUGAAGUGCAUCAGUAUGCAUCAUUUACUGUUUUAAGAAAGGAGCUGUUGUGUAGUAGUAAACUGAUCUGUUAUGACCUGCAUAUUUAUACUCGCACAAGGAUUCCUGUUAGAUUCUGAGUCAGCUUGAUUAAGCAUUAGAAAUUUUCCCAUCAGUUAUUUUGGACUGAGUCUAAAAGAUAAGUGGAAAUCGGCAUCAAAAUAAGUUGUGAAGUUGGACUUAAUAGGAUGUAGAAUUUUAAGCAGAUUAUAUAGUUUAAAACAUAAAGCCGAAAAGUGCUAGGUAUAUGUAAAUAUUCCUAUACAUGCAAAAGCUCCUUCCACUCUACAGCUACUUCAAUUUUUUUAUAUUUAAGAUUGGUAUAUCAAUUGCUUAGAAGUUAAAAGGAGUGUAAUGAUACCUAACAAGAAUAAGGUUUGCGUUUCAGCCUGAACUUAGUCUUUUUAUGUCUUAAAAUUUUUUUUAAGUGCUUUAUGGUUGAUGCGGGGGAAAAAAUUUUUAAAUUGAUAAAAAUAUUGCUGCUUUAUUGUCUAUGAGAACAAAUGUCACAACAGAUAUCGGAGACUGAUCAAGCAGAAAAGGACUGCUGUUGAAGGUUUAGCUUACUUUUCCAUCACAUAGAACCUGGAUAGAUAUUUCUCUGUAUAUCUUGCAUUGUAUAGAGCAUGUUUCUCACAUUAUAAUGACAUCAUUUUUCUGUCCAUGUGAUAUGCAAUGCUUCUUGCCAUAAAGUAAUUGAUGAUUGGAGCUGCAGGAGUUUGUGAUAUGCAUUUCAUCAGACAAGCAACCAAGUUUUCUUGUUCCCACACAAUCCUUGUGUGCCUUCAUCAUGGGCAAGUGCAACUGACAUGUUCUGGCGUUUAUGGCGUUUUUGUGUGUGUGUGUCGAUUUGGCUCUGCAUGAAUCUGAAUUAUGUGCUAUGACAUUCUACUAAAUGACUUUAAAGAACAGAGGCCUUUUAAUUUAAUCCUCUAAGCAUAUUGUCACUUUUCUAAAAACUGCAAAAGAUAAACUUAUAAUGAACUAUAAUAAAUUUGAAGCAAACCAAUAAUAUAAACUUGUAAUUUAAAGUCAGACCAUUUUUUUUUAAACAUCCAUCUCCAGCCUGAACUUGCCCAGUUUUAUUUCUGGUGAAUAUUGAUAAACAGAAUCUUCAAAAGUACAUGUACAGAUCAUGUGACCUAUGAGAUGUGUGGUUCUUAAAUAAGUUGCUUCCAUUAGUAUACAUUCCUGCAUCUACAUUCUACUGUAUUCUGGUCUUCUGUUGAGCAAAGCCUUGCUGAUGGAUUUUUAGUUAUCUCAGGAGCUUUGUCAAUUUCUUCAGCAGAUCUACUGCACUGCAAGUUGAAUAGCAUAAGCAAUGUUAUGAAUAGUUUAGUAUGAUCAAAGUAUUAUGUACAGCAUAAGUACACUAUGUUGUUCACAUGACAAUGAAAUCAUCUAGGCUUUUCAGUGAUGCAUGGAAAGGGGUAAUGAUAAACAGCCAUAUGGCUAUUAUUUAGGAUUAAGAAUAAUACACAUUUCCAGUGCUCUAGAUGGGAGCACCAUAAAUAUUUUGUACAAAAGCAAAUUAAAGAUGGGCUGCUGGUUACAGAAAUGAACAA